This is a messenger RNA of Lates calcarifer (barramundi perch), 2566 nucleotides long. Its product is annotated as glucoside xylosyltransferase 1. Gene Ontology annotation, biological process: protein O-linked glycosylation via N-acetylgalactosamine. NCBI's taxonomy places the organism in Eukaryota, Metazoa, Chordata, Actinopteri, Centropomidae. Gene Ontology annotation, molecular function: UDP-xylosyltransferase activity. The transcript has 8 exons. The coding region runs from base 164 to 1531 and encodes 455 amino acids. The record is from RefSeq and is a predicted model, not a curated record.
AACCAAACACACGUGUAAUAGAGGUGGGUGGGGCGGAAAACUGUAAACACCAACUGCGCCCUUCGGCUUACCUUCUGUCUUGACUUAAGUGAUAGAUUGUUGGUGAACUAAGUGCUGAGAUCAACAAAAAUGAUUCACUAGCGCAUAAAACGCGACACGCACAAUGCGAUGCUAUCUUCACGCAUUUCUUCUGUGCAUGGUCUUCACUUUCUGUUCACUGUUGUAUGUGUUCAGUCAACUAGCCUCCACCUUGGAGGACAGAGACGAUUGGAAUCUGAAGGAACAGGAGAUAACCGACAGGAGCAGUCAUGACACCCGGCGAGUUCUCAGGAAAAGGCCAGGACUGGCAGGCCUCCGAGACCGUGAAGAAGGACUUGACAGGUGUAAAUCACUGUCAGUUUCUUACUGGAAUCCAUAUUGGAGACUGCCUGCUGAUGUUUGUGGAGUGAACUGCUUUUUGGAAUCUCCUCUUAGAAGGAGGUCAGGCUCUGCAGUCAAGGAACAUAGGGAUGAGAGGAGUCACCUCGCUGUGGUGGCCUGUGGCCCCAGGCUAGAGGAGACUCUCACCAUGUUGAAGUCUGCUGUUCUAUUCAGCAAAAAGCCUCUGCACUUCUACAUCUUUGCUGAGGAUAAUCUACAUAACAGCUUCAGAAGUGCUCUGCACUCCUGGCCCAGGACAGUUCAGACCAAAUUUAAGUUCACCAUCUAUCCCAUCACUUUUCCCAAGGAGAAUGCAAACGAGUGGAAGAAGCUCUUCAAACCCUGUGCCUCCCAGAGGCUCUUCCUGCCACUAAUCCUGAAGGGGGUGGAUUCUUUGCUCUAUGUGGAUACAGACAUCAUUUUCCUGCAGCCAGUAGAGGACAUUUGGGCCCUGCUUUCUCAGUUCAACUCAAGCCACUUGGCUGCCAUGGCUCCAGAGCAUGAGGAGCCGCGCAUUGGCUGGUACAACCGUUUCGCCCGUCACCCUUAUUAUGGCAAGACAGGCAUCAACUCAGGUGUCAUGCUCAUUAACAUGACGCGCCUCAGGGAGAAAUUUUUUAAGAAUGACAUGACAGCAGUUGCACUGCGGUGGGAGGAAAUUCUGAUGCCUCUUCUGCAGAAGUAUAAACUCAAUAUCACCUGGGGUGACCAGGACCUUCUUAAUAUUAUAUUUCACCAUAACCCAGAGAGCCUAUAUGUGUUCCCCUGCCAGUGGAACUACCGUCCAGACCACUGUAUCUAUGGCAGCAACUGUCAACAGGCUGAACAAGAGGGUGUCUUCAUUCUCCAUGGUAACAGGGGAGUCUACCAUGAUGACAAGCAGCCAGCAUUUCGAGCUGUCUACGAGGCCAUCCAGAAGUACCCAUUCGGCGAGGACAUGGAGACCUCACUGCUUCUGCCGCUAGAAGCAUCACUGCAGAUGACCAAACAUACUUACUGUGGAAGAGCCAGCCACCUGUUUACCAAGAAGUUAAAACAGAGUAUCUUCUCUGCUCAACAGCACAUCACACAAAGAAGACAAUCAGGUUUCCACUUUAAUACCACUCCAUGAAUAGCAUCUAAUUUCUCUCAGGAUGAAAAUUCUUGGGUUGAAAACACUCCUUUGGAGCCAGUGAGAUUAAUGACAAAACAGACUCAGGUCAACACUGAACCGUCAUCUUUUUAUAAACUACAUAUCAAGACUGUGGCAAUGAGGAAAGGUCAUCUGUGAAACAGGUUUUAAUUUUUAUUUGAGUGAAGCCACUGUUGGUGCAUAUCUGUCCAAUGAACACGCAACCAGGUCACAAAUUCGUUCUCACCAUAGUUGAAAAUGCACUGGUUCCACUUUGCCCUCCAGAGAUUUUAGACUUCAUAGCUGAUUAGAAGCACACUUACUGUAUUUCAGACAAUCAGGUGGCAUUAUUUUUUUGUUUGAAGAAAAAACCUACAGUCACUUUGUAAAGUUGUCCAAGUUCUUUAUGAAAAAACACAGCAGGGUACUUAAAUAUGCCAUUCUUAUUGAGUAUUUUUUUAGAUUCAUUUUAAAACAAUGCAUACAGGCUUUGUAUUAGUGAUUUUGUGAAUGCAGUAUAUCAUAGAAAAGGUUUGCCGUUAUUUUCAGGUACUUGUUAGCUACACAAGAAUGCUCUUCAUGUUUUUCUACUGAACAAAACAAGUAUACAUUAAGAAGUACAUUAAGAAUACUUAAAACUCAUCUAAUCUGAUCAGUAUUUGUUAUUGUAUGACAUCUGUGACAUAAAGCACUUUUGAUGUUUAACAUGAGGCUACCAUUUCAUAUACUCUGGUAGUAUAUGUAUAUGGUAAUGUUUUCAAUGCAUUGUUUACUAUACGUUCUAUUAGUAUUUAAGUCAUUUCAUUAACUUAACCAAUAUCAGCAGAUUUUCCAAUAACUGAGACAGUGUCAUAGAAAGCAGUUAGUUUCUAAUUAAGCCAGCUAGCAUCAUUAAAGCUGCUCCAAGACAGGUAAACAAACAUUUGCACUAUUGAAUGUAACAACACAAAAUCUGUGGUUUUAAUGUUUUACUGAGGAAAAAAAAAUGCAUACACAUUCAAAUGUAUGGGAAAUAAAUAUUUUAUAAACUUUGAA